Molecule: messenger RNA, 6449 nt
Organism: Harpia harpyja (harpy eagle)
Lineage: Eukaryota; Metazoa; Chordata; Aves; Accipitriformes; Accipitridae
Gene: SLC4A8
Product: solute carrier family 4 member 8
Exons: 25
Coding region: 103-3342 (1079 amino acids)
Biological process (GO): transmembrane transport; regulation of intracellular pH; bicarbonate transport
Cellular component (GO): plasma membrane
Molecular function (GO): monoatomic anion transmembrane transporter activity; sodium:bicarbonate symporter activity; solute:inorganic anion antiporter activity
Source: RefSeq, a predicted model, not a curated record
GUGGAGCCGGUGUAAGCGGCACCGGGGCUGCAGCCGGCUGCGGGCCCCCCCCUGGCCCCCCCCAGCCCCGGGGGGGGAGCCCGGCCCUCCCCCGGCCCAGCCAUGCCCGCCGGUAGCAACGAGCCCGACGGGAUCCUCAGCUACCAGAGACACGACGAAGAGGCAGUGAUUGACCGGGGAAGAACGAGCAAUGUUGUCAAUAUUCACUAUGAGAAGGAGGAGUUGGAAGGCCACCGGACCCUGUACGUGGGUGUGCGGAUGCCGCUGGUGAGGCAGAGCCACCGGCAUCACCGACCCCACAGCCAGAAGCAUCGGAAACGGGAACGGGAGAAGGACUCUGCUCCGACGGAGCAGGGCUACCACUACACCCCGUCCCAACGGGUGCAGUUCAUCCUCGGGACCGAGGAGGACGAGCAGCAUGUUCCCCACGACUUGUUCACCGAGCUAGAUGAGAUCUGCGUGAAAGAAGGUGAAGAUGCCGAGUGGAAGGAAACGGCAAGGUGGCUGAAGUUUGAGGAGGACGUGGAAGACGGCGGUGAGCGCUGGAGCAAGCCCUACGUGGCCACGCUGUCCCUGCACAGCCUCUUUGAGCUGAGGAGCUGCAUCAUCAACGGGACAGUGCUGCUGGACAUUUGUGCCAACAGCAUCGAAGAGAUUGCAGAUAUGAUCCUGGGCCAGCAAGAACAGUCCACAGAGUUUGAUGAGCGCAUGCGGGCGAAAGUUCGAGAAGUCCUUUUGAAGAAGCAUCACCAUCAGAACGAGAAGAAAAGAAACAACCUUCUCCCCAUUGUCCGCUCAUUUGCUGAUGUGAGCAAGAGGCAGUCGGACCUGCACCUCCUCGACAAGCCAGCCCAAACACUCACCCCUCAUCCUUCUCCCACCACUGCAGAAGCUAAAAAUGGGGUGAACCACGAGACCGGCGCAAUGGAUUUAAGCAAGGCGGAGCUGCAUUUCAUGAAGAAAAUUCCCACCGGGGCCGAAGCAUCCAAUGUGCUCGUAGGAGAGCUGGAUUUCCUUCGCCAGCCCAUCGUGGCAUUUGUCCGCCUGACACCGGCUGUCCUCCUCUCAGGCAUGACAGAAGUUCCCAUCCCAACGAGGUUCCUGUUUGUUUUGCUUGGGCCAGAAGGCAAAGCCCAUCAGUACCAUGAGAUUGGCAGGUCCAUGGCUACUAUCAUGACGGAUGAGGUUUUCCAUGAUGUUGCCUAUAAAGCCAAGAACCAGACUGACCUCGUGGCCGGCAUCGACGAGUUUCUGGAUCAGGUCACGGUCUUGCCGCCAGGAGAGUGGGAUCCAUCGAUCCGAAUCGAGCCCCCCAAAAACGUCCCUUCGCAGGAAAAAAGGAAGAUGCCAGGAGCUCUCGAUGACAAUGCUUCUCACAGCAAGCCGGAGAAACACAGUGGUCCUGAACUGGAGCGGACGGGAAGGCUCUUUGGAGGUUUGAUCCUGGAUGUGAAGCGGAAAGCCCCGUGGUUCUGGAGUGACUUUCGGGAUGGUCUGAGCCUGCAGUGUCUGGCAUCCUUCCUUUUCCUCUACUGUGCCUGCAUGUCCCCUGUCAUCACCUUCGGGGGACUGCUGGGGGAGGCGACCAGUGGCCACAUAAGUGCCAUGGAGUCGCUGCUGGGCGCGUCCAUGACCGGCGUGGUGUAUUCCCUCUUUGCCGGCCAACCUCUCACCAUCCUCGGCAGCACCGGACCCGUCCUCGUGUUUGAGAAGAUUCUCUACAAAUUCUGCAAGGAGUACACGCUCUCCUAUCUCUCUCUGCGGGUGUGCAUCGGGCUGUGGACCGCCUUCUUCUGCAUAGUGCUGGUGGCCACCGACGCCAGCUGUUUGGUGUGCUACAUCACCCGCUUCACCGAAGAAGCCUUCGCCUCCCUCAUCUGCAUCAUCUUCAUCUACGAGGCUCUCGAGAAGCUAAGUCACCUGCGAGAGACCUACCCUGUGCACAUGCACAGCAAGCUCGACUUCCUCACCAUCUACUACUGUAAGUGUGAGGCACCGACCCAUCCCAGCAACGAAACCCUGCGUUUCUGGGAGAGCAACAAGAUCAACGUGUCUGGUGUCACCUGGCAAAACCUCACGGUGACCGAAUGUCGGUAUUUGCAUGGAGAGUUUCAAGGACCUGCCUGUGGACGCAAUGGCCCCUACACGCCUAAUGUCCUCUUCUGGUGCUGCAUCCUCUUCUUCUCCACCUUUGUCCUGUCGAGCUUAUUGAAGAAGUUUAAAACCAGCCGUUACUUCCCAACCAGAGUACGGUCCACAGUGAGCGACUUUGCUGUUUUCCUCACCAUUGUCAUCAUGGUGCUCAUCGACUUCAUGGUUGGAAUCCCGUCACCGAAGCUCCACGUCCCCCAUAUGUUCAAGCCUACCAGAGACGACCGCGGGUGGUUCAUCAACCCCAUAGGACCCAACCCUUGGUGGACGGUGUUGGCUGCGCUCAUCCCAGCUCUGCUCUGCACCAUCUUGAUAUUCAUGGACCAGCAGAUCACUGCCGUUAUUGUGAACAGGAAGGAGCACAGGCUGAAGAAAGGAUGCGGGUACCACCUGGACCUCUUCAUGGUGGCCGUGAUGCUCGGGGUGUGCUCCGUGAUGGGGCUGCCCUGGUUUGUGGCUGCGACCGUGCUGUCCAUCACCCACGUGAAUAGCCUCAAAGUAGAGUCUGACUGCUCAGCUCCAGGAGAACAACCCAAGUUUCUGGGGAUACGAGAGCAGAGAGUCACUGGCUUGAUGAUCUUUGUGCUCAUGGGCUGCUCUGUCUUCUUCACUUCUGUGUUAAAGUUUAUACCAAUGCCUGUGCUUUAUGGGGUCUUUCUCUACAUGGGUGUGUCAUCGCUCAGAGGAAUUCAGUUCUUCGAUCGCUUGAAGCUGUUUUGGAUGCCGGCGAAACACCAGCCGGAUUUCAUCUACCUGCGGCACGUCCCCUUGCGAAAGGUGCAUUUCUUCACGGCGAUCCAGCUGAUCUGCCUCGUUCUGCUCUGGGCCAUCAAGGUGUCCCGUGCCGCCAUCAUCUUUCCCAUGAUGGUUUUGGCUCUUGUUUUUGUCCGGAAAGUAAUGGAUUUCUGCUUCUCAAAGCGAGAGCUUAGCUUUCUGGAUGACCUUAUGCCAGAAAGCAAGAAGAAGAAGUUGGACGAUGCCAAAAAUGAAGCCAAAGAAGAAGAGGAGUCCCAGAAGAUGAUGGAAGCUGCUGCUGCAAAUUCAGUUCAGCUGAAACUUGGGAAGACCAGCAACUUGGAUAUCCCAAAGCAAAGCAGUGACAGGACUGAUCCUUCCGAGAUUAAUAUCUCCGAUGAAAUGUCGAAAACAACCGUAUGGAAGGCUCUCACUAUGAACACAGAAACGCUCUGAAUCUGGGGAGGAAAAAGUUUUCAUGUUUAGGAAUCUUGACUUUGAAGGAGAGGAGUGAGAACGUGACUCAGGGAUGUGCCAACGCAGACACGGGGAGAAACUGCUUUUUUUUCAGUUGGAGGGUUCCCAUUAAAGCCAUGCAGAUGUUUUCAGUUAUCCUUGGUGUGCUUCAGGCAUUUGGUAUCUCUAGACCAGCAAACUGAGGUGCACAUCAGUGUCAAUGGGAGUUCGGUGUUGUUAAGCCUCCGUGUGUAUGUGUGUGUGUCGUUGCGGUUUUGUAGUGGUAGAGGGACUGCUACCGCUUUAUCAUUCAGUGCUAUUUUUUAAUAUCUAAUUCCUCCUCUCCCUUCUCUUUUUUCCAAAUAUAAACUCUGAAUGUACAAAACCACUUUCUGCUAUAUUUGACGCAUUCUCCACUUCUUCUUCAUCAUGACCGGGUUUUUGGUCUGGUUUGGGGUCCUGGCUUUAAUUCACUCUAAUGUCCCUUACUGGUGGGAGAGGGAUGCCCUCUGUGAUGGAGCAGCAUAGAGAGCAUCCGAGCAGUUGGGCUAAGGUGCAGGAAAAGCAUUUGCUCCCUGCGCUCCAGUUUUACAGCAUUUUUUUUUUUAAUUUACUUUUUCUUUUUCCAUCAGCCUGGCAGUUGCAAAAUGCAGAAAUGCCACUUUCUUGUCCCCUGGCUGUAAAUUAAAUGUAAGGAAGCACUUAAAAUCCAAUACCGUUAAUACACCGUAUGGUCGUGGGAGCAGCCAGGUGAGACCUGGGGCUCUCUGCCCCUGGGCUGCCUGCUCUGUUGUUCCUCCGCUUUCCUUCCUUUGAUCUCCCUGGGACUCUGUGUAGUUUUUUUUCUUCACCCCUGUCCUUGCAAAGUCUCUUCUCUCAUGGGGUAGGAUGAGCCAGGAGGAAAGUGGGAAGAUGCCUUUUCCUGCUCCCCUCCCCUGCCGCUUUGCAGGGAGAAGCUGUUAAGCAGAGAUGGUUCUCGCGCUCUCUUCACAUUUUUGGGGGGUCGUCGGGCUGCGGUGUCACCCCAGGCACACACGGGCGAGUCGGAUGACCGUGGAGCCUGGGAGGAGAGGACAAUCCAGCAGAAAAGGUCCCCUCGCAGCCCUCCGCCUUGCCGUGGGCUCAGCACGUGCUCCGGGCUCUUGGCGUCUGCAGCCGGUGCCCCGUGCCCAGCUGGGACAGGGACACGAAUCCUCCUGCCCUCGGCCGGUCCCGGCCCCUGCGGGAGCCUUUUUGUGCCUCGAACCAACCCCAAAUGACGACGGCAAGUUGUUGCUGCCUGCAAACGGGGGCAGAAAAGAAAAUAUAAACUCGCGGUGUAUGGAUGAAAGCGGCACAUCGCCAAGCAGGGCCAAAAUCAGACGGCUUUUAUGGGCUGGGGUUUUGCAAACUGGGGUUUGACUGUUGCCGACGUGGCACGGUGACUUUUGGAGUGGGAGGAGGCUGGUUUAGCCCUUCGAAAAGGAGGGGAAGCAAAAAAAAAAAACAACCCCAGGCUUGGAGGAAGGGAAAGGUGCAAAGCCUGGCUUUUCUUGCUGCUAUUCCUCUGUGAUUCCUGUGCACAUCCCUUCCAUGCUGGCUGGCUGCGAGCGCGGGACUGCGCUUGCUGCUCCGACGUGCCGUCUCUCCGUCCCCAGAGAGAAAAGGUCCCGGUGGAGGAGAGCCCUGAUCUCUCCACCCUUUGGAAAAUAAACUUUAAUUCCUGUGGAGGUAUAAGCACUAAGCCAGUGAACGGCACUGGGUGGUUGUGGUACCAAUCCUAUUGCUGCCCUGCCUGGAAAAUGGGAUUAUUGGACUUCUAACGUAGGACGAUUUUGGUUUUCCUUUUUUAUUUUCCUCUAUGUAACAGGAGAGAACCGGGCUGGACUCCUUUCCUUCCCGGCAGGGGCCAGGGCCAGGGGCUGGGAUUGUUUUCAGCACGUGCCUGGCAUCUCUCCAGCUUAGAAAGAAAGAAAGAAACCCCCUCUGGAAGGAAAACGGUGCCAGUUUUAAUGAAGAGCGGGCUGGGUCCAGCUCGGCGGGAGUCUGCAUCUCCCCUGGCCUCAGGGGGCUGCAAAAUGUUGGCGGCUGCCUUGGCGAUUGCUUAUUUAAAAAGCAAACCAGGCUUCGGCGGCGUGCCCCAGCGCGGCUGUCUUCUCCAUUUGAAGCUUUGUUUUUGCUAUUUACAGGGCUAGUGUUUUUUCUUUAAUUAUUAUAAUUUUUUUUUUAAUUAAAUGAAAGCAGAGGUCUUGCUUAAUAAUGUGGCUCUGGGCCAUCUAAAAUGUAGUGGUAACCCCCCCCCGGGCUGGCUGUGAGACCCAGUGCUACGGCUGCCUGCCCCCUUUAUACACCAUAAACCUGUGGAUGGCUCCUUAUUUUGGAAGGAUUUAAUAUUUCCCUGUGCAGAGGAAAAUUAUGCUGGGGGGGGGGGAACCCUCUCAAAGGUGUUCCUGGAGUUGCUUUAGGACUAAAAAAUAAAAAUAAAUCCUUGAAGUGACCUGUGAUGCUUCAGAUGGCAGCAAGCCCCCUUCCCGUCAAUGUGGGAUGUGUGCUGGGUGUUUUCCUCAUCUUCGGUGCCUUAAAACAGCUCCCCAAAUCGCCCGUGGGCCCCUUCAAAUAAGUUUCCUAAAAUGAAGUGUAUGGAAAUCCCUAAGGGGGAAAAAAAAAUGUAAAAAGGUAAUAAAUAAGGUGCUGAUACUUUUUUUUUUUAAUUAUAUUAUUUUCCCCCCAGUGUGCUACAUGUAGAAAUACAGAAAUUAUUUUUGUUUUGGAGAUGCUGAAAUAUAUUUAUUUAUUGUAAGAGAUGAUCUAGUUUGGAAACGCUCCGUGUUGUAAAUAAAACUGAGGGGGAAAAACAUCUACCAAGCAAAUCUGUGUUCUUUAUCACUUUGAAUCUGUGUGAUUUUGUUGUGUGUGUUGUUUUUUUUUUAAAUUGAAUUUAUUUUGGGUUCAUUUUGUGAAACUCAAGUAACAGAAAUCCAUGUCGCCGCCUCAUGGGUCCCGUCGAUGAAGUGUUGCUGUUUCCUGACAGGUUCCACCUGCCAGAGCCGUGUGUGUCUUUGCUUUUUCUCUUGUUGCCCAUUGAAAGUAAUGGGAAAAUAAUACAAUAAAAGUCUCGUUUGUCUCGC